Trichophyton rubrum CBS 118892 is the source of this 1227-nucleotide messenger RNA. RefSeq lists its product as uncharacterized. Gene Ontology annotation, biological process: rRNA processing. Bases 1 to 1227 code for a protein of 408 amino acids. Gene Ontology annotation, cellular component: Pwp2p-containing subcomplex of 90S preribosome; small-subunit processome. The transcript is spliced from 2 exons. Gene Ontology annotation, molecular function: protein binding. The record is from RefSeq and is a predicted model, not a curated record. Lineage: Eukaryota; Fungi; Ascomycota; Eurotiomycetes; Onygenales; Arthrodermataceae.
AUGUGUGCCAUCACCGGCCUACGGUUCAGCAGCACCAGUGACCUUCUAGCUCUCAGCUGUGACGAUCUUUCCAUCCGUGUAAUCGACAUUCAGACGAAAAAGCUAGUCCGUGAGCUCUGGGGAUGUGUUGGCCAGGUUAACGACUUUAGCAUCUCAAAUGACGGACGCUGGAUCGUUGCUGCCUCCAUGGACUCGGUUAUCCGCGUCUGGGAUCUGCCAACUGGCCAUCUGAUUGAUGCAUUUAGGCUGAAGAAGACAUGUGUUGCCCUCUCAUUUUCAAGCACUGGCGAGUUCCUUGCUACGGCCCAUGCAGAGAGCGUAGGGAUCAACCUUUGGAAUAAUAAGAGUCUAUUUAUGCAUGUUCCGACAAGACAUAUCGAGGAAGAUACAGCUGUAGUGGUUGAAGCUCCAACCGCAUCAGGAGAGGGCGGAGUUGCUAUGAUAGAGGCAGCCUUUGAUGAAAGCGAGUUGCCAGAUAACCAGAAACAGCCUGUGCUUACCCCUGACCAGCUUUCUCAUAACAUGAUGACUUUGAGCAUGACUCCAAAGACCAGAUGGCAGACCCUACUGCACCUUGACACUAUAAAGCAACGAAAUAAGCCGAAGGAAGCCCCGAAGAAACCAAAGAAAGCUCCCUUUUUCUUGCCGUCUAUCGAAUCAAAAUCUUCAUCCGGUGCAGCAAGUAUAGGCAAUGCCUCUGCAGACCAGGAUGAAGACGAUAGGAACAGUCUCCAAGCUGAAAGGAGCCGCAUUGCGCGGAUACAGCGAAUUAACGGAUCUGCAGGUGGGCAGUUAUCGAAGUUCACAACCUUGCUGCACUCCGCUGGACAAGCUGAUGACUUCACUCCAUUUAUCGAGUACCUGAAAUUGCUCUCCCCAGCAAACACUGAUCUAGAGAUACGCUCACUCGAUCCAAGGAGCCAGGAUGGCCAGGAUAAUGAGCUAGCCCUCUUUGUCCGUGCGCUGACGGAGCGUCUCCGCCAGAAGCGAGACUUUGAGUUGGUCAACACAUGGAUGGCUGUUUUUCUGCGUGUCCACGACGAUGCCGUCGAAGCAGCGGUUGGGCCCCAGUCAUCCGAGGGCAACGGGACCAUCUUCGGGCCGAAUGUGGCUUUGCAGCAGGCUCUGAGAGAGUGGAAGGCUGAGCAGGAGAGCGAAGCCAAGCGGCUGGCUGAUCUGGUCAGCUACUGUCGUGGCAUUGUUGGCUUCUUACGCUCAGCACGAUAA